GCAGAGCAGCCCUUUCACACACCUCCUGGAACACCUCUCGGCUGCCUGGAGCCCUGCCCCACUCUGCUCCCUCACUGCAGGGCUUGUAGAGGUCCCAGACAUGAACCAGCCCAGGCCUCGAUACGUCAUAGACCGAGCUGCAUAUUCUCUCGCUCUUUUCGAUGAGGAAUUUGAGAAGAAGGACAGAACUUACCCAGUGGGCAAAAAGCUUCGUGAUGCUUUCAGAUGUUCCUCUGUCAAGAUAAAAACUGUGGUAUUUGGGCUUCUCCCUGUUCUAUCCUGGCUCCCCAAAUACAAGAUUAAAGACUACAUCGUGCCUGAUCUCCUUGGGGGAUUGAGUGGGGGGUCCAUCCAGGUCCCACAAGGCAUGGCUUUUGCACUGUUGGCCAACCUUCCUGCAGUCAAUGGGCUCUACUCAUCUUUCUUCCCUCUCCUGACCUACUUCUUCCUGGGAGGCGUUCAUCAGAUGGUGCCAGGUACCUUUGCUGUUAUCAGCGUCCUGGUGGGUAACAUCUGUCUGCAGCUGGCUCCAGAGUCCAAAUUCCAGGUCUUUAACAAUGUCACCAACACAAGCUACGUGGACAUAGCAGCAAUGGAAGAGGAGAGACUCCACGUGUCAGCAACGUUGGCUUGUCUAACAGCUAUUAUCCAGAUGGGCUUAGGGUUUGUGCAAUUUGGUUUUGUGGCCAUCUACCUGUCCGAGUCCUUCAUCAGAGGCUUCAUGACUGCUGCUGGGUUGCAGAUCCUGAUCUCUGUACUCAAGUACAUCUUUGGGCUGACCAUCCCCUCCUACACUGGACCUGGGGCCAUUGUCUUGACUUUCAUUGACAUCUGCAAAAACCUGGGCCAUACAAAUAUCGCCUCACUUGUCUUUGCCCUGAUAAGUGCUGUCUUUCUGGUGCUGGUGAAAGAACUUAAUGUCCGCUAUAUGCACAAGAUUCGUGUUCCCAUCCCCACAGAGCUGAUUGUGGUGGUGGUGGCAACGGCUAUCUCUGGGGGUUGUAAGAUGCCCAAGAAGUACCAUAUGCAGAUUGUGGGAGAGAUCCAACAGGGAUUCCCCACCCCAGUAUCCCCCAUGGUCUUUCAGUGGAAGGACAUGAUUGGCACAGCCUUCUCCCUGGCUAUCGUGGGUUAUGUCAUCAACCUGGCCGUUGGCAGGACCCUGGGAACCAAACAUGGCUAUGAUGUGGAUUCUAACCAGGAAAUGAUCGCUUUGGGCUGCAGCAACUUUUUCGGCUCCUUCUUUAAAAUCCAUGUCAUUUGCUGUGCUCUCUCGGUCACCCUGGCUGUGGACGGAGCAGGGGGCAAAUCUCAGGUCUCAAGUCUGUGUGUGUCUCUAGUGGUGAUGAUCACCAUGCUGGUUUUGGGGGUCUAUCUGUACCCCUUGCCCAAGUCUGUGCUAGGUGCCCUAAUUGCUGUCAAUCUCAAGAACUCUCUUAAGCAGCUCACCGAUCCCUAUUACUUGUGGAAGAAAAGCAAAUUGGAUUGUUGUGUCUGGGUUGUAAGUUUCCUCUCCUCCUUUUUCCUCGGACUGCCUUAUGGUGUAGCAGUGGGAGUAUCCUUCUCCAUCCUAGUGGUUGUCUUCCAGACCCAGUUCCGUAAUGGCUCUGCCCUGGCCCAAGUCAUGGACACAGAUAUCUAUGUGAACCCAAAGACCUAUAAUAGGGUCCAGGAAGUAGAAGGAAUUAAGAUCCUGACUUACUGUUCUCCAAUCUACUUUGCCAACUCAGAAAUAUUCAGACAGAAGGUCAUUUCCAAGAUAGGUGUGGAUCCCCAGAAAGUGUUCCUGGCCAAGCAGAAAUACCUAAAGCGCCAAGAGAAGGGACGCAAGAUGCCCACAAAACAAAGGAAAUCCCUGUUCUUGAGAAACAAGACUGUCUCCCUGCAGGAACUCCAGCAAGACUUUGAGAGUGUUUCCCCCACUGAUACCAACAACAAUCAGACAGCCGCCAAUGGAACUGGGGUCUCCUAUAUCACCUUCAGCCUAGAGACCCCCACACCCUCCAAAGAUGAGCCACCAGCCCCCUUUACACCCUCCAGUGAACCUGAGGAUUCCCUGGCCAGUGCCCCACCCUUUAUCUCCUUCCACACCGUCAUCCUGGACAUGAGUGGGGUCAGCUUCGUUGAUCUUAUGGGCAUCAAAGCAUUGGCAAAGCUCUCCUCCACCUUUGGGAAGAUUGGAGUGAAGGUAUUCUUGGUGAAUAUUCAAGCCCAAGUAUACAAUGACAUUAAUCAUGGAGGUGUCUUUGAGGAUGGGACUCUAGAACAAAGUCACAUCUUCCCCAGCAUCCAUGAUGCUGUCCUCUUUGCCCAAGCCAACAGCAGAGCAGUGGUCACAGGACAAGACUUAAGAGCGGCACCGGUGAACACCGAACUUUCUAUGUAUGAUUCAGACGAUGAGGGAUCUAGCUACCGGGACCUGGAGCAGGAGAUAUUUGGGAGCAUGUUCCAUUCUGAGACCUUAACAGCUCUGUGAGGCUUCAGCAAGGACUCCAUGCUGUCUCCAACAUUUCCCAUUCCCCAGGACCUUCCAUAAAGAAGUGUCUAACCCUCUGAGCCUAGGAUCGUGUCAGAGACUGACCUCAAGAGGCAUGGCUGGGUGCAGGAAAGCACAUUCACCAAGCUUCCUGUCUUCACCUCCUCCAUCCUCUUCUUCUUUCCUCAGCUUGGACCCUCCAGAAGGACCUAACUAUUGCAAUACAGGGCUCUCAGGUCUGCCAGGAGCAAAGACUUGGAGAGUCAGUCUUCUCAGUCAUCCUUUGCUCCUCAGAGCUCUGACUGGUACUAAAAAGGACAUCUACCCUUCUAGGCAGCUGGAGAGGGCCCUCAGCUUCCUAGACUUUAGGGCAAACCAGGACAAAAGGAAAAAUGUAAUAUUCUGACAUAAAGCCAGAGACUGGACACCGUGAAGCUGACCCUGUACCACCACACUUGGCUACCAGUAGGUGCCAGGCUGCCCAAGGGUAUAGGAACUCGGGCCAUAGAAGUGAGGAGUUUUCCACGCUGAGCUGGACCGGUACUUUGUGGUUUGGCCCCCUCCUAGGAUCUACUGCCUUGAUGUUUUCUAUUGGCAACUUCUAUGCCAUCAUUCCCUCCUCUGGGGCCAUGUUUACUGUCUUCCUUGAAUGCAGCAGUCCAUUCUCAGUGGCUACAUUCAUUCCCUCCAUUACCCUAUAUUGGCCAAGGCCACUGCUCCUGGGGAAUGAUUGGGAGUUAACAAAGAGUUUACCUUUCACUCUAGACAUGCCCCUUCAGAACUGGCCAUCCAGAGACCGGCAUGCCCUUGUAGAGUCCCAUCCUGGAUGUUGGGCGCCAAUAAUGUGGGGUACUAAGCAGCAAAAACACAGAGAUCUGAAUCUGUCAUGAGGCUGGGGAAGGCUGGUACCAACCUAGCACAAGCUGGCAUCAGGCUGGAUUCCAGCAACAGCACCUGACAGUCCUUCAGAUCUCCUGAGCAAAGUGCUUUCUCUGCCUAAAUGAGCUGCACAGGGAGGAGCUUAUCAUUUUCACCCUUUUCUUGUUUUCCACAGUGAUCACUCUCAGCAAAACCAGAACGUACUCCCCUCUAGGAAGCAGGCCAAAUGGCUCGCCUAAUGGCCUGGAGCCAAGAGGCCACACUCAUCCCUCUUUAGGGGAAAGAAUGCCCUCGAAGAACAGAGGACACUGGUUGUGUGGCCCUGCACACAAAUCACCCCUCAGUGCCUCAGGCAAGCCCCCAAGACUACAAAUGGCAGAGUAGACACUGAACUUCAUGGCUAGAAUUAAUUUCCCAUGCCAACCUUUGCCCUUCCUCCCCCUUGCCCAUGCCCAUACAAGCACACACUAUCCUUUUUAGGAAUAGAGAUAAAGAUGGGGUGCCGGUGCAAGCCUAUAAGCCUUGCUUCUGGGGAGGCUGAGACUGGGGGAUCACUAGAACUUGGGAGUUCUGAGCAAAAGUAGACCAAGCCGAUCCAGGUCAACACUACAUCAAGCACCAAUAUGGCAAGUUCCAGGAGGCAGGGGCAACCAGGUAACCUAAGGACUGGUGAAUUAAUGCAGGUUAGAAACACAGCACACCAAAGUUUCUGAUGUGCGGACCAGAGGGGGUAUCAGUGGUUGGGUUUAUGUGUGGUCACUUUUCUUUUAGCCUGGGUAAAGCAGCUAGACCCAGAGUCUAUACAAACGCACACAAUUGAAUAAGGAUAGGGACAGAGUCACACUAGAAUGCCUGGAGUUGUUGCCUCAUUUGGGAGCACAUACUUUUCCACCCAAAAUCCCUCACUGUUCCCCAUUAACAUUCCUAAGCAGAGAACAUUGUUGACAAGAGGGCCAAUACUGUCAAAGAAAUGAAGAGACUGCCAUUCCUAUAGUCCACUUUCAGAGUUUCCAUUGAUGGCACCCAAUCAAUACCACGAAGAAGUCCCUCUGACUCAUCCUCGUGCCCCUCACUACCUGACCUCCACCACUUCCAAAUCUCUCUCCAGAGCUGCUUUGCUUCAGGGAGCCUUCCCCAAAAGGUUGGGCUGGCCCAGCCUAGAAAACUCCUAGCUGGUCUUGACCGAAGUCUUCCCCUACCACCAACCUCCAUCACACGGGUCUAUAUCACUGACUCACCAAAGUUCGAAAAAUCUACAGUUAGAAGAGAAAAUGUUAGAAAAGCCAGCACAAUGUUGAGGCAGAGAGACUUGGUAGGAAUGAAUUACACCAUUAUGCAGUCCAAGAAAUUUAUCAAAGGACACUUGUCUAAGGAUUCAUCACACCUAUCGCUCAAUGUAGCAGAUUCCCUGGACAGCGCUCACUCUUCCCAUCUCCCUGCAAAAUGAAUUUAGGUAAAUUUAGGAUAAGCCUCUUUAUUCUUAAUCCUGAGACUGCCUAAAGACCCAGAACAUUCAUCUAGGAAUGAAGGUUCUAGGCCACCACAAAGUGAACCAAAACUUGGAGAACUACAAUGUGUGAUUGACCCACCAUACUCCAAUGCUAAACUAGGAGGGAACAGACCUUCCAGAUGUUGAGAGAGGGUUUUUUAACACCCACCCUGUGGUGUUCAGCCAAGUCUCUCCAGCCACUUCACCAUCUUCAGUCAAUGAAUGAAGCCAAAGAAAAGCCUGUCUGCUCCUGGGAAGAGAACUAUGUGGAUAAUUGUGAAGAUUUCCCAAGUUGGGACAUUUGUGGCAAAAAUGUAACCAAGUGUCUGUUGACAGCCUUUCUGGGAAUGAUUCAGAAAGAGAGAAAAGGGAAAGAAAGAGAAAUAAUCCAGAAUUUCAAUGCUUUUGAAUGUUUCUAUUGAUACUGACCUGUGAGAUGCUGCCCCUCCCUUUCCCCAGGUCGGGGGUCUGUUUGUGUAAUUUAUUUAAUUUAAUCGCCAUUCUUCUUUGUUCUUUUUGGUAAUAAAUUCUUUUUUUUUUUGUAAAUGUGAA
This is a messenger RNA of Monodelphis domestica (gray short-tailed opossum), 5396 nucleotides long. RefSeq names its product solute carrier family 26 member 9 (gene SLC26A9). Lineage: Eukaryota; Metazoa; Chordata; Mammalia; Didelphimorphia; Didelphidae. Gene Ontology annotation, cellular component: membrane. Gene Ontology annotation, biological process: transmembrane transport. The record is from RefSeq and is a predicted model, not a curated record.